Molecule: messenger RNA, 729 nt
Organism: Haemonchus placei
Lineage: Eukaryota; Metazoa; Nematoda; Chromadorea; Rhabditida; Trichostrongylidae
Source: the annotation of a GenBank genome assembly
AUGUUAGUCCCAUUUCAUGACAAAGCAGAACGAGCGCAUGCAUCAAGGAAUCGAACUUCGAUGUCAUGCCUACCGUCCACCACACUAGCCGCUGGGCCACCGUUGCACAGAGCCUUCGAUGAAGUCUCAAUUGAAGGCCCUAAGAAAAGUGACGGUUCUGAGUUCAAGAAGGGACCUAAAGGAUGGGCGAUGUCCUUCAUUUACCUUGGCAUACUGUGGAUGUUUGGAUUCUUAUUUACCGCUUUGAUUAUGCAUAUUUUGCUUAUUCAACUCGAAGAAAGACCGCAUUAUUUCGGAAGAGGUUCUCAUAUUGGAGGAAUUCCGGGCCUAAUCUUCGAACCGAAUCCCAACCGUUUCGAUGUAGGAACGAAGGGUGUGAUUCAGUUUCAGUCGGCCAUUCCACAGAGCUACUAUAAUUAUAUGGUGCGGUAUGGUUUGGUGCUAGACGGUGAAUACAAUAACACACAACUAUCAAAACCAAAGUGCGCGAACAUAGCAGGAGCUUCUGAUGGAGCUCCUACGAAUCGAUCUGUCUGCAGUGUGGAAGCUGGUAGUUCUGAGCUCUAUGGAGCCUGUGCUUUGACCAGGCGAAAUAUAGACAGAGGAAUGGGAUUCAGCAGUGGGGAACCGUGCAUCAUGCUUCGCCUUACAAGGAUGCUCGGUUGGUUUCCCGACGACUACACGGUUUCAAAGGUGUUUGAUGAUCUAAAAAUAAUUCUCCUCUCUUGA